Molecule: messenger RNA, 2572 nt
Organism: Balaenoptera musculus (blue whale)
Lineage: Eukaryota; Metazoa; Chordata; Mammalia; Artiodactyla; Balaenopteridae
Gene: GSC2
Product: goosecoid homeobox 2
Exons: 3
Coding region: 778-1473 (231 amino acids)
Biological process (GO): regulation of transcription by RNA polymerase II
Cellular component (GO): nucleus
Molecular function (GO): RNA polymerase II cis-regulatory region sequence-specific DNA binding; DNA-binding transcription factor activity, RNA polymerase II-specific
Source: RefSeq, a predicted model, not a curated record
UGAGGAGUGGGGGUGUGGACACAGGAGUCAACUCCUGAGAAGAAUGGCUGUGAUGAGGGUGGGGAGGAGGUGGUAAUGGUUUGGGGUGGAUUCUGGGAAGUACCGGAAAGCAGAUGAUAAAUUUCCCCAGAGCACGUAAGUGGGGCCUCCGAUGGGGCCCAGGAGAAAAGACAAAGAACUGGGGGCCCAGGGCAGUGGGGCUGCGGGUUUGGUGAUGAGCAGAGAUAGCUUCCCGCCCGCACCCCCGUUUCCUCCACGAGGUUGAGACCCGGGCUCCUAAGUAUGUGUGUGGAGGGUGCGGGGAAUUUGGGCGAAGUGCGGUGGGACCGCGGGGUUUGCCGAGGGUAUUGGGCCUCAUUUGAGGUUGAAGCUCAGGAGUUUGGGGGCCAGAAGACUGUGCAGUCUGGGGUGAGGGCGGUUCUCUAGACUUGCUCCUCCGCCUGGUAGGUCCCCGAAGGGGACAAGGAACCAGACCUGGCCGCGGUGGCUACAGGACCGGGGCACCCAGGAGUUGGGCCAGGAGGCGGCCCCGCGCCCAGGGGCUGCCGUGGUCCGGGCGUCCUCGAGGCCUUGCCCCCGCCGCAGUGUUGGACCAGGGGCGGCGGGCAGUGGAGGCGGGCCGGCGGGCAGUGGAGGCGGCCCUGCGCGCGUCUGCCAGCCCUGCGAGUCGGGGGCAUGGACUCGCGGCGCAGGGCUUCCUGCAACCGCUCCCGCCCGCCUCCGCCGCCGCCGGGGAUUAGCACGCUCCUGGCCGCGCGGCGGGAUUAACCCGCGUGGAUGCGGCGCCCGGCUCGGGGAUUACGGCGCGCCCCCUCGACGGAUAUAUUCCCGCGGCGGCGGCGGCGGCGGGCGGGAGGAAUGGCGGCGGCGCGGGGCGCGGCGGGCCGCAGGGGUCCCGGGCGGCCCUGCCCCUUCUCCAUCGAACACAUCCUCUCCCGCCUGCCCGCGAGCAGCCCCCCGGCCCGGGCCGCCCGCCCGCCGCCGCCCGCCGGCCGCCAGAGCCCCGCGGAGCCGGGGCAGCCUGGGGCUCCCGAGGCCGUGCCCUGCGCCUGCUGCUGCUGCUGCGGCCCCCGCGCGGCGCCCCGCGGGUCCCCGGAGCCGGCCGCCGGCCUGGGCGCGCGGCUGCCGUGGCCGCUGAGGCUGGGGCCCGCGGCGCCCUUGCCCUUGGCCGCACCCACCGGGGGCUCCGGGGCGCCGCCCGACGCGGGCGGCCCUGGCCCACAGCGGCGCACGCGGCGCCACCGCACCAUCUUCAGCGAGGAGCAGCUGCAGGCGCUGGAAGCGCUCUUCGUGCAAAACCAGUACCCCGACGUGGGCACGCGCGAGCGCCUGGCCGGCCGUAUUCGCUUGCGCGAGGAGCGCGUGGAGGUCUGGUUCAAGAACCGCCGGGCCAAGUGGCGACACCAGAAGCGCGCAUCGGCGUCCGCGAGGCUCCUGCCGGGAGCCAAGAAGCCCCCGAAGGAGAGCUGCUGACGGCUGCAGAGUUACUCCUGGGCUCGGUGGCACCCUCUGGGGCCGGCUCAGGGAGAGGACAGACCUACCCUAAUAGGAGUUGGGAGAGGACGCCAGCCUCUAACCUGGUGUCUGCCCAGUUGCCUGCGUCCUGGAGCUCAACGCGGGAGCCCCUCUGCGUGUGUCCCCGCGCCACCCGCCCCGCGGAAGGAGAGCGCACCGAUGCUCCGUGCUCGAUGCGCCUUCCCUUCCAAGGGCGAGUGGGCAGGAGGGCCGGGGAGACUCGGGGGUGGGAUGCGGGGCACAGAGCAAAUCAACUUCCUCAACCCCCCACCACACCCCAGGAGGCACCAAGCCACCCCAGGACAGGAGCCACCCCUUGUCAACUGUGACACCCAGCGUCCUCCUCCCCACCCACUUCCUGCUGGCCUCAGUCAUCUCAGCAGGGAUGCAGCCCCCUUGACUGGCUUAGAACCCUCCAGAGGCUGGGCGGGUGGGGUCUCUGCGUCCUGGGGCUGGUGCCAGGGGCCCGGGCGUCCUGACCCGCUGAAUAAGAAGGCUGGGUGAGGUCAUCUCCAGAAGUCCCAUUCCCGCUGCUCAAUCUUGUGAGUCUUGUGUGGCUACUGAGAAAUAAACAAGCUACUACAAGCUCUGAGAAAGCAGUCCAGACUUGAAGUCCUCCGUGGCUCCACUCCACACCCAGCCGGGACCUGCCCCUCCUCUCCUUCCCAGGGAGUGGGGGGCCGGAUUGUCACAGCCCGGUGAGUCCUCCGUCCCUGUGCCAGGGUGGGCCCAGCAGAGCAGACUGCCCCACAGAUCGUGGCCCGGCACCCUGCACUAGCCUCUAGGAGCUGCUUCUUGGGUGGGGGUCCUUGGUUUCCUCGCUCUGGGGUUUCCAUGCAGGAGUGUCUGCCUCCCUCACAGCAGCCAAUCUCUGCCACCCUGUGGGGCGGGACCAGGUUCAAUUGGGAGAAUCCCCCCCUCCACUGCCUUGGAAAAUGCUGUCCCCUCCAUCAUCCUGGCCCCAGCAAGAAGGACAGCACGAAAACAAGGCCUCAGUUCCCCAAGUUGGCCUGUAUGGUGGGCGCGAGGCACCUAACACCCCCCUCACCUGGCGUGG